Messenger RNA from Chionomys nivalis (European snow vole), 4694 nucleotides. RefSeq names its product zinc finger protein 436 (gene Znf436). Lineage: Eukaryota; Metazoa; Chordata; Mammalia; Rodentia; Cricetidae. Gene Ontology annotation, molecular function: DNA-binding transcription repressor activity, RNA polymerase II-specific; RNA polymerase II cis-regulatory region sequence-specific DNA binding. Gene Ontology annotation, cellular component: nucleus. The record is from RefSeq and is a predicted model, not a curated record. The transcript has 4 exons. Bases 644 to 2002 code for a protein of 452 amino acids. Gene Ontology annotation, biological process: central nervous system development; negative regulation of transcription by RNA polymerase II.
UACAGCAAGCUGGAAGCUCUUCCCCAUGCAGAAUGCCUGCUUUGCCUAGCCCUCGUCUUCCAUUGUCUAAUUCCUUCAUUCCGGCUGAAGGCUCCAAGUCCUACUGUUUGGAGGACUCUUACUGAAUGUAGCUUAGCUGCUGUUGGUGUUUAUUGGUCAGCUGUCGUGGCCUCAGGGAUCUGUUUAUGAGCUUGUGGUUUUCUCGGAGCAAUAGAACAGUCUGAGGUCUCUGCAAAUCUUGAAACUUUGGGCUCAAUCCUACCAGCCAACUCUGGCCUUUGCCUGUUCAUCUAUGGAUUCGGAUUUCUACCCAUGGCUCUCCGGAAUCUGCUGGUGAUCUCUAGAAUCUUUUGGAACGUCGGGGCUCUUUAGAACUCUGAGGCGUGGGGAUCUCAGGCCUCUGGAGGAUCUUGGAACCAGCGAUCCACUGGGUGUUUCACAGACCAGGAGGAGACGAACGUUUGAGCCUGAGAUGGCAGCCACCCUGCUCAUGGCUGGGUCCCAGAUCAGACUUAAUGCCAAUGCCUUCUCGACAUUUCUAACCAUGUCUCUAAUUUCAAGAAGAAAGACUGGGACUAAACUCCUAGAUGCUAAGUAGUGAGGAAGCAUUGUGUGAUUUCAGGCCCCUGUGACAUUUGAAGAUAUGGCCAUGUACCUCACUCGGGAAGAAUGGAGACCUCUGGAUCCUACACAAAGAGACCUUUACAGGGACGUGAUGCAGGAGAAUUACGGAAAUGUUGUCUCACUGGACUUUGAGAUCAGGAGCGAGAACGAAACAAACCCGAAAGAAGAGCUUAGUGAAGAUGUGGAGUUUGUGACCAUGUCCGAAGAGCCUAUUGGGGAUGCUGAGAAGAACCCGGAAAGCGAAGAAGUCUUUGAAAGUGGGGACAGGUCCGAAAGACAGUGGGGAGAGCUGACCGCGGAGGAGUGGGCCAGCUACCCUCUCCAGCAGGUCACUGACCUGCUGGCCCACAAAGAAGUCCACACAGGCAUCCGCUAUCACAUAUGUUCUCAGUGUGGGAAGGCCUUCAGUCAGAUUUCAGACCUCAAUCGACACCAAAAAACGCACACGGGAGACAGACCCUACAAGUGUUACGAAUGCGGCAAGGGCUUCAGCCGCAGCUCCCACCUUAUCCAGCAUCAGAGAACACACACGGGCGAGCGGCCCUACGACUGCAACGAGUGCGGGAAGAGCUUUGGAAGGAGCUCUCACCUCAUCCAACACCAGACGAUCCACACCGGGGAGAAGCCCCACAAGUGCAACGAGUGUGGGAAGAGCUUCUGCCGGCUCUCCCACCUCAUCCAGCACCAGCGGACCCAUAGCGGGGAGAAGCCCUACGAGUGCGAGGAAUGCGGGAAAAGCUUCAGCCGGAGCUCGCACCUGGCUCAGCACCAGAGGACGCACACGGGCGAGAAGCCUUACGAGUGUAACGAGUGCGGACGGGGCUUCAGCGAGCGCUCCGACCUCAUCAAGCACUACCGCGUGCACACGGGCGAGAGGCCCUACAAGUGUGAGGAGUGCGGGAAGAACUUCAGUCAGAACUCUGACCUGGUGCGGCACCGCAGGGCCCACACCGGGGAAAAGCCGUACCACUGUAACGAGUGCGGGGAGAACUUCAGCCGCAUCUCGCACUUGGUCCAGCACCAGCGGACGCACACGGGAGAGAAGCCCUACGAGUGCACGGCCUGUGGGAAAAGCUUCAGCCGCAGCUCCCAUCUGAUCACACACCAGAAAAUUCACACCGGGGAGAAGCCCUAUGAGUGUAAUGAGUGCUGGCGAAGCUUCGGGGAGAGGUCAGAUCUGAUUAAGCACCAGAGGACUCACACGGGAGAAAAGCCCUACGAGUGUGUGCAGUGUGGAAAGGGGUUUACGCAAAGCUCCAACCUCAUCACCCAUCAAAGAGUUCACACGGGAGAGAAGCCUUAUGAAUGUACCGAGUGUGACAAGAGUUUCAGCCGGAGCUCAGCUCUUAUUAAACACAAGAGAAUCCAUACCGACUAAGUCCUGUAUUCCUGAGUAAGAAAUGACUCGUGGAGGUACAGUUAUAUUUGAUUUGAUAUCAGUGAGCUUCCUUAAGACUGACUUUCCUUAUUGUGGGCCACAGUUUAAAACAUGGAAGAAUACAACCCCUUUGAAAUUCCGACCCACAGCGUUGGGGACGUUUUCCCCUUCUCCAAAAUAGUUAUUUUCCUUCACCGAUUUUAUUACGUGAAUCGCAUCAUCAAAAGCAGCCCCCGUCCCUAGUAACUUGAAAGCUGAAGACCAGAGGACAAGAUGCUGGUGGAUGCUUAGGCCUGGAGAUGGAGUAGAUUUUUAAAAAGUUGUUUUUUUCCUCUUGUAUCUUUGGCCCCAAAAGACUGCAGUGGGAAUGUGGAACUGGACUAGGGUGGCCGCAGCUGCUCUGGCAGAAGGCAGGCAGACUUGUCCUGAGUAGCCACUGUUCACACACCGCAGUCGCCAGGCUCAUGCACUUCCCUUCCAAAGGGCUUUUUCCUUGAGUAGCUCAUAUUGGUACCUUGCCAUCUUGCGCUCAGGAUUCUGCACGCUGAAGGCAGUGACUGAAUCAUUUCUCCUUGUUUCUCACGUGUGUAUAGCUUGCAUGCUUUUGAAAGCUACCGGAGGAUACAGUGUGAAAGGAGAAGGGUACAAGUUUGAGGACCAAGGUCCCUUGGGUGGUGGUGACCUUAGCAAGAGAUACCCAUUGAUGCUGUCAUUAAUCAGGUUUAUCAAUUGUCUUCAGAAAUCACUUUAGAGGUGGUAGUGUAGAAACUGCCUUUAGGAAAGGACAGGACCGCAGGUGAUGACGGAAGGAGUAGGAAGUGAGUCGACUCCUUCAGGGAAGGGAGCACCGAGCCCUUCCCAGGGAGCGACAGUCAUUUCUGUGUCCUUUGCCAUCUAACUUUGAACAGUUAGGCCAGUUGCCCUUGUACUGCUAACUCUAGGGUUUGAUAGGGCCACGCCCCAGUCUCUAUCGUAGCUUGCAUAAAGGCAUGUGUAUGUACAGUGAAGUGUGUAUUCUAAUAGCAGAGACCGAAUUCCUAAGAAUCAGCAUGUUCUUACGUGAUGUAGACCAUAAGAUAGAACUGUAGGCAUACUCCAUGUGAGAGAUGUCCUUUAUUUUUCUUGUGUUAUGGGAAAGAAUCUGAACACUAGUGCACGAGCGUGCACUCUCCUGUAAGGCUCGGCUUUGUACAGAACUAAACUCUUGCUUGUAUGUGAGAGAAUGACCGGACAGUUAGGUCCUUUGCCCUUUCUCAGACUGAGUUAUCUUCUCCUGUGAUGAAACCUCUUUGGCCUCAUCAGAAGAAAUGAAUAAACCUAAAGAGGAUUGUGUUUCCCGCCUCCAGGUACAAAGAGUUACAGUGAGAGUCGCCCAGUGUCUCCCAGUACCUCAGUUCUCUUUAUCUCAGCCCAGGCAGGAAUUAUGAGUAGCCCGGAUAUUGGUGCUUACUCCGUCCCGUGGGGAUGGAAGGGGAUGGGGCCCAGUGCAUUUUUAUGGUGCUUAGUGCAAACUUGCAAAUGUUAACAUGUUUUUUUUUUUCAAGAAACCUUUUGAGCCGGGCGGUGGUGGCGCACACCUUUAAUCCCAGCACUUGGGAGGCAGAGGCAGGCGGAUCUCUGUGAGUUCGAGACCAGCCUGGUCUACAAGAGCUAGUUCCAGGACAGGCUCCAAAACCACAGAGAAACCCUGUCUCGAAAAACCAAAAAAAAAGAAACCUUUUUUUUUUUUUUUUUUUUUUUUGCAGGGGUGGGGAUUGGUGGUGGCACACGCCUUUAAUCCCAGCACUUGGGAGGCAGAGGCUGGCAGAUCUCUGUGAGUUCAAGGCCAACCUGGUUUACAAGAUCGAGUUCCAGGACAGCCAGGGCUAUACGUUCUUUGGGAUUUGGCAUUUAGUGCUUUUACUACAGAGAGUCACUGUGAGCGCAGCUGGGUGACACUGUGUCACUCACUAGUGACAGCCUCAAAAGCGACCGAAUGGAAACCACUCCGAGUGGCCCCUCCCAUUUGAGCACGAACUUGGGGCAGGGCACACGGUUUCUAUUCUGUACGACAUCUAGCCUGCCGUGGGUAUUCCCAUUUUAACCGUUAGGUGACUUAUGUAUUCUUGUUAACUAAACUCAGAUAUGGCAUCUGUAUGUAGCCAAUGACUUGGUUGGAUUUCAGCGUUCUCCCGUUGCGCCUUUGAGUGUAGCUCGCAGAAGACAGCACCUCCGAUCCGGCUCCAUUUUACCCCUUUCCCUACUCCGUCCCCAUCCCCCCAGCCCUGCCACGCCACCUCCAGCCUUCGUUUAAAGGUUUUGCUAGUGUGCCAUUUGCUGCUUUGCCUUGUAGAUGAAAUGCUCAGGGAGGGUCUCUGGUCGCCUUCCCAUCUCCCACACCUGUCUGCGCCAGCUGAGUGCCCUCCCUCCUGCAGCUGAGUGCCCUCCCUCCUGCAGCUGAGUGCCCUCCCUCCUGCAGUCAUCCGCUGCCCACUCCCAGUGCUGAGCUCGGUGGAAGUCGGGCGUCUGCCACACUUCACCAAUGCUGUUUGUUUGCAGGCCCCUGGCUGUUCCUGCACAUACCCAGACACUCUGCCUGUGUUCUGUGGUUGUGGAGAGCGGAUCCCCUUGGUAUUGGUCAAUUAUCCUGGUGUCUUGUCUAUGGCUGUAUUAUCCUAACAAUAUUCUAUAAUUAAAGGUAUAAUUUUUAAAG